AUGACAAAUCUGGUUCGAUGGCUGUUCUCUACUAACCACAAGGAUAUAGGGACUCUCUAUUUCAUCUUCGGUGCCAUUGCUGGAGUGAUGGGCACAUGCUUUUCAGUACUGAUUCGUAUGGAAUUAGCACGACCCGGCGACCAAAUUCUUGGUGGAAAUCAUCAACUUUAUAAUGUUUUAAUAACGGCUCACGCUUUUUUAAUGAUCUUUUUUAUGGUUAUGCCUGCGAUGAUAGGCGGAUUUGGGAAUUGGUUUGUUCCAAUUCUGAUAGGUGCACCUGACAUGGCAUUUCCACGAUUAAAUAAUAUUUCAUUCUGGUUGUUACCCCCAAGUCUCUUGCUCCUAUUAAGCUCCGCCUUAGUAGAAGUGGGUAGCGGGACUGGGUGGACGGUCUAUCCGCCCUUAAGUGGUAUUACCAGCCAUUCUGGAGGAGCUGUUGAUUUAGCCAUUUUUAGUCUUCAUCUAUCUGGUAUUUCAUCCAUUUUAGGUUCUAUCAAUUUUAUAACAACUAUCUUCAACAUGCGUGGACCUGGAAUGACUAUGCAUAGAUUACCCUUAUUUGUGUGGUCCGUUCUAGUAACAGCAUUCCUACUUUUAUUAUCACUUCCGGUACUGGCGGGGGCAAUUACCAUGUUAUUAACCGAUCGAAACUUUAAUACAACCUUUUUUGAUCCCGCUGGGGGGGGAGACCCCAUAUUAUAUCAGCAUCUUUUUUGGUUUUUCGGUCAUCCAGAGGUCUAUAUUCUCAUUCUGCCUGGAUUCGGUAUCAUAAGUCAUAUCGUUUCUACUUUUUCCGGAAAACCGGUCUUCGGGUAUCUAGGCAUGGUUUAUGCCAUGAUCAGUAUAGGUGUUCUUGGAUUUCUUGUUUGGGCUCAUCAUAUGUUUACUGUGGGCUUAGACGUUGAUACCCGUGCUUACUUCACCGCAGCUACCAUGAUCAUAGCGGUUCCCACUGGAAUUAAAAUCUUUAGUUGGAUCGCUACCAUGUGGGGGGGUUCUAUACAAUACAAAACACCCAUGUUAUUUGCUGUAGGGUUCAUCUUUUUGUUCACCGUAGGAGGACUCACUGGAAUAGUCCUGGCUAAUUCUGGGAUAGACAUUGCUCUACAUGACACUUAUUAUGUGGUUGCACAUUUCCAUUAUGUACUUUCUAUGGGAGCCGUUUUUGCUUUAUUUGCAGGAUUUUACUAUUGGGUGGGCAAAAUCUUUGGUCGAACAUACCCCGAAACUUUAGGUCAAAUCCAUUUUUGGAUCACUUUUUUCGGGGUUAAUCUUACCUUCUUCCCCAUGCAUUUUUUAGGGCUUUCGGGUAUGCCACGUCGCAUUCCCGAUUAUCCAGAUGCUUACGCAGGGUGGAAUGCCCUUAGCAGUUUUGGCUCUUAUAUCUCUGUAGUUGGGAUUUGUUGUUUCUUCGUGGUCGUAACAAUCACUUUAAGCAGUGGAAAGAACAAAAGAUGUGCUCCAAGUCCUUGGGCUGUUGAAGAUAAUUCAACCACACUAGAAUGGAUGGUACAAAGUCCUCCAGCUUUUCACACUUUUGGAGAACUUCCAGCUAUUAAGGAGACGAAAAGCUAA
Molecule: messenger RNA, 1575 nt
Organism: Spinacia oleracea (spinach)
Lineage: Eukaryota; Viridiplantae; Streptophyta; Magnoliopsida; Caryophyllales; Amaranthaceae
Source: the annotation of a RefSeq genome assembly